Messenger RNA from Oncorhynchus tshawytscha (Chinook salmon), 2499 nucleotides. RefSeq names its product methylmalonate-semialdehyde dehydrogenase [acylating], mitochondrial. Gene Ontology annotation, cellular component: mitochondrion. Gene Ontology annotation, biological process: thymine catabolic process; L-valine catabolic process. Gene Ontology annotation, molecular function: malonate-semialdehyde dehydrogenase (acetylating, [NAD(P)+]) activity; methylmalonate-semialdehyde dehydrogenase (acylating, NAD+) activity. The transcript is spliced from 12 exons. The record is from RefSeq and is a predicted model, not a curated record. The coding region runs from base 198 to 1772 and encodes 524 amino acids. Lineage: Eukaryota; Metazoa; Chordata; Actinopteri; Salmoniformes; Salmonidae.
AACCUCGCUGUCUCAGUGAAAGAGCAGAUCAUCAUUUCAGCGUUUGCUCUUUCUACGUCCUCAGCCAGUUUGACGCAAUGAUUGUGUGACUGCUAGUCGGCUAACCUUUUCUAGUGUCUAGAGGUGUCUGUAUUUUGGGUCUGACCAGCUGGGGAGUGCGUACUUUUGGGCUAAAAGCAAUCACAGUUGCUUCAACCAUGGCAGGGAUACUAGCAAGGUCGUUAUGGAGCAAAAAGGCACCCUUUCAGAUGGGUCGCAUGUGCUAUUCAUCAUCCGUGCCCACCACCAAGUUGUUCAUUGACGGCAAGUUUGUUGAGUCAAACACCUCAGAAUGGCUGGACAUUCACAACCCUGCUACCAAUGAAGUGGUGAGUCGUGUGCCCAAAGCCACCCACACGGAGAUGCUGGCUGCAGUAGACUCCUGCUCCAGGGCCUAUGCCUCCUGGUCCGACACUUCCAUCCUCACCCGCCAGCAGAUCUUCCUCCGAUACCAGCAGCUCAUCAAGGAAAACAUUAAAGAGCUGGCCAGGCUGAUCACCCUGGAGCAAGGCAAGACUCUAGCCGACGCGGAGGGAGACGUCUUCAGAGGACUGCAGGUGGCAGAGCACGCCUGCAGCAUCACCUCCCUGAUGAUGGGGGAGACCCUGCCCUCCAUCACCAAAGACAUGGAUACCUACACCUACCGCCUGCCCAUCGGGGUGUGUGCCGGCAUCGCCCCCUUCAACUUCCCUGCCAUGAUUCCUCUGUGGAUGUUCCCCAUGGGCAUGGUGUGUGGCAACACCUACCUGAUGAAGCCCUCCGAGCGAGUCCCAGGGUGCACCAUGCUGCUGGCCAAGCUGCUGCAGGAUGCAGGGUUGCCCGACGGGACCCUGAACAUCAUCCAUGGACAGCACGCUGCCGUGAAUUUCAUUUGUGACCACCCAGCCAUCAAGGCCAUCAGCUUUGUGGGCUCCAACCAGGCAGGAGAGUACAUCUACGAGAGAGGAUCCAAGAACGGCAAGAGAGUGCAGUCCAACAUGGGAGCUAAGAACCACGGUGUGGUGAUGCCUGAUGCCAACAAGGAGAACACUCUGAACCAGCUGGUGGGCGCGGCCUUCGGCGCAGCAGGACAGCGUUGUAUGGCUCUCUCAACUGCCAUUCUGGUAGGCGAAGCUCGUGAUUGGCUCCCAGAACUGGUGGAGCGCUCCAAAGCCCUGCGCGUCAAUGCAGGUGACCAGCCAGGUGCUGACGUGGGUCCACUGAUUUCCCCUGAGGCCAGGGCCCGUGUUGAGAUGUUGAUCCAGAGUGGUGUGGACGAGGGAGCUACGCUGCUGCUGGAUGGACGCAAUGUCCACGUCAAAGGAUACGAGAAUGGAAACUUCGUAGGACCCACUAUCAUCGGCAACGUUACGCCAGCGAUGAAGUGCUACACGGAGGAGAUUUUUGGGCCUGUACUGGUGGUUCUGGAGGCAGACACUCUGGACGAUGCCAUCUCCCUGGUCAACAACAACCAGUAUGGCAACGGAACUGCCAUCUUCACUACCAACGGCGCUACUGCCCGCAAGUACACACACGAGGUGGAUGUCGGACAGAUUGGAGUGAACGUGCCCAUCCCCGUGCCCCUGCCCAUGUUCUCCUUUACCGGCUCCAGGGGUUCCUUCAGGGGAGACACCAACUUCUAUGGCAAACAGGGCAUUCAGUUCUACACUCAGAUCAAGACGGUGACAUCACAGUGGAAGGCUGAGGAUGCCACGACUAAGGCUGCAGCAGUUACCAUGCCAACCAUGCGCUAAACUGAAUGUAAAUGUUGUGUUCUCUCCCUGGCACAACGUUCUACUGACUGACAUUCACAAGGGGUUAGCACCCAAGGGGUAUGGAUAACUGAUCAAAUCAAAUCAAAAUCAAAUCAAAUUUAUUUAUAUAGCCCUUCGUACAUCAGCUGAUAUCUCAAAGUGCUGUACAGAAACCCAGCCUAAAACCCCAAACAGCAAGCAAUGCAGGUGUAGAAGCACGAUAGCUGAUAGGACUUUACUGCAGUCCUGGAAUAUGUUUUAUACAGAGUGUACUACGUGAGCAAAGUUUUUAUAUUUUGGAGUUUGACCCUGUUAAUGAAAGUAAUGUUUCUUAUAGGGUGGUGGCAGAUUAGAUCUGAAAUGUACUGUUACUAUAGCCUCAAACCCUUCUGCUGCUCCUGGGAGUUCCAUGAGAACGAUGGACUUGGUGGAAUGCAAAGGGUGAGAGAAGGCCUCUGUUGCCCAUAGGCAAAGAUCUAGGAUCAGUACUCCCCUCGCAUCCUAACUAUAACCAUUAGGAGGGGAACAGCGGUACACUGACUGUAGAUAAGCAUCUAGAAGUGGCUUCACCCCAGUCCCACAGCCAUCAUGGUCCUUAGUGUCCCCAACCUGUGGAACAGAGACACUGUCAAAGUGUUAGUAUUUGUGUGAGUGCAUUCUAAAAAUCCAAUUUGUAACAUUAGUGAGCGGUGUUUCUGUUUUACAUGGAAUAAAGAUAUCCAUUGAA